AUACCUCUUCAACGUACCUUACGGUGUUGGGAAACAGGCACUGGACAGAAUGUCCGCGGAUAUGGCAUUUGAACUAAAGCCGAAGAAUGUCUGCGUAGUGUCGAUCUGGCCAGGUGCAGUUCGCACAGAGCUUAUAACCACUAUGAUGGAAUCAAGAAAAGAUGAGGUGCGGUUGAGUCCUUUCCUUUUUUUAUUCUUCAAUUAAUU
Messenger RNA from Cylicostephanus goldi, 207 nucleotides. The record is from the annotation of a GenBank genome assembly. Lineage: Eukaryota; Metazoa; Nematoda; Chromadorea; Rhabditida; Strongylidae.